Messenger RNA from Danaus chrysippus (African queen), 249 nucleotides. The record is from the annotation of a GenBank genome assembly. NCBI's taxonomy places the organism in Eukaryota, Metazoa, Arthropoda, Insecta, Lepidoptera, Nymphalidae.
AUGAAGACGACCCUCCCCCGUCCCCCCGCCCGCGCGACCCGACCACCCGCACCCUCCGCGGUGCAUCCAUGCAACAAGUUAGGGCUUUAUGUCUUCCGUGAUGCCCAAUUAAAUAUGGAUGUGAUUGAAAAACGCGUGUCCGGUAACGAGCGUGUAUAUAAUUGGUGGGCGGUGGUGGCCCGGAGUGACCCAGUUGCGUUGCCCGGCGACCCGGCCGGCCCUCGCCCCACACCACCCCGCACUAAAUAA